AAAUGCACAAGUGAUUCUCAUCUGUUUUUUGCAGCUUAAAACCUGCCUUGAUAUUUGAAGAGAACUAAAUUAGAUCAUUCAAGUUCUUUCGCAGGAUCAUCUCGACAGUGUACCAUUCUGUGAUGAAUUCCUCUGACCCUGACUAUUAUGCGAUGUUUGAAGAAAUCCACGGUAUUCUAAUGUAUAAAGAUUUUGUCAAAUAUUGGUAUGAUGUGGAAGCAUUCCAGGCAAGACCAGAUGAUAUUGUCAUUGCCACCUAUCCUAAAUCUGGUACAACCUGGGUUAGUGAAAUUGUAUACAUGAUCUAUAAAGAGGGUGAUGUGGAAAAGUGCAAAGAAGAUGCAAUUUUUAACCGAAUACCUUUCCUGGAAUGCAGAAAAGGAGACUUUAUGAAUGGAAUAAAAUUAUUAAAAGAAAUGGAAUCUCCUAGAAUACUAAAGACUCAUCUGCCACCUGAACUUCUUCCAGCCUCAUUUUGGGAAAAGAACUGUAAGAUGAUCUAUCUUUGCCGGAAUGCGAAGGAUGUGGCUGUUUCUUUCUAUUAUUUCUUUCUGAUGGUAGCUGGUCAUCCAGAUCCUGGGUCCUUUCCAGAGUUUGUGGAGAGAUUUAUGCAUGGACAAGUUCCUUACGGUUCCUGGUAUAAACAUGUCAAAUCUUGGUGGGAAAAGACAAAUAAUCCGCAGGUGCUGUUUCUUUUCUAUGAAGACAUGAAAGAGGAUAUCAGAAAAGAGGUAGUGAAACUGAUACAAUUCCUGGAUAGGAAGCCAUCAAAGGAGCUUGUGGACAAGAUUAUACAACAUACUUCAUUCCAGGAGAUGAAGAACAAUCCAUGUACCAAUUAUACAACAUUACCAGAGGAUAUCAUGAACCAUAAAGUGUCACCCUUCAUGAGAAAAGGGAUUACAGGGGACUGGAAGAAUCACUUUACAGUAGCCCUAAAUGAAAGAUUUGAUACACACUAUGAGCAACAAAUGAAGGAAUCUACACUGAAGUUUCGAACGGAGAUCUAAGAAGGACUUUCUUUUCUUAACACAAAAGAUUAAAGAUUUCUUGUCA
Carlito syrichta (Philippine tarsier) is the source of this 1056-nucleotide messenger RNA. Its product is annotated as estrogen sulfotransferase. The record is from RefSeq and is a predicted model, not a curated record. NCBI's taxonomy places the organism in Eukaryota, Metazoa, Chordata, Mammalia, Primates, Tarsiidae. Gene Ontology annotation, biological process: sulfation. Gene Ontology annotation, molecular function: sulfotransferase activity. The transcript has 8 exons. The coding region runs from base 123 to 1010 and encodes 295 amino acids. Gene Ontology annotation, cellular component: cytoplasm.